Messenger RNA from Lodderomyces elongisporus, 1476 nucleotides. RefSeq lists its product as uncharacterized. The transcript has a single exon. The record is from RefSeq and is a predicted model, not a curated record. NCBI's taxonomy places the organism in Eukaryota, Fungi, Ascomycota, Pichiomycetes, Serinales, Debaryomycetaceae. Bases 1 to 1476 code for a protein of 491 amino acids.
AUGUUACCAUUACACUCUAUACUAUGCUCUUUGUUACUAUUAGACUCCACUAUAAUCGCGAUAUGGGUUUUCAAACCACACCAAAUUUGCAAUCCAAACCCAAACUCGCUUUUACCUUUUACUGGGUUCAAAAUUGUCAGACAAUAUAAAAUUACUGGAUUCAAAAAACCCAUGUCGAUGCAUUUUAUCACCAUAUGCCAUUGCAAUCAUGGCAAAGUAGAUUACAAAAAAGUAAUAAGAACGGAUACAAGUGGUGAUGUUGAUUGGGGUAAACCAUUCUGUAUGUUGAAACCAAAAUUGGCGGAGAAGGCGCAGACUGUUGAGCAUUCAGGUAGGGUACAACAUACAGUUCAAUCGCAUGCAAUAGACAGUGAUACCAAGAUGUGUAAAGCUAAGCAAGCAUACAAAUCAAGUUCAAAAUUAGGAAACAAAGACCAAGACAGUGGCAAUGAAGCUCACAACAGAUUGGACUUGAAGCUUUUUGAUCUACUUGGUUUUACAAAGAACAAGUACAUGAAAGUAAAUAACCUCAUCCGCAAGAAAUUUGAUUUGUUGAUGGAGAAACUAUCCAAUGGAAAAUGGAUAGAGUAUACAAGCAAAGAAAAGUAUCAUUACUAUAAAAAAGUACUUAACAACACUGACCCACAAACAGCAUUACUUUGGGAAAGUAAUAACUUGGUUUGUUACAAGAUGGCUAGGAGGAAGAAAUAUGCACGACGCAAGAUCUCCUUCUUUAUGCCACAUAGCUUUGUUGGUGCUCUAUACGAAUGUCUUUUGCCUCUUGAUUCAAAACAGAAAAUUAUUCAACAACUCUUUCGGGAAGCUUCUGGUGAUACAAGUAACUUAGAUUCAUGUUCAAAUACAGAUUCAAGUUUGGAAUCCUCUUUCAUGAUUCAGGAUUUCCAAUUUACUUGCGAUCCACACUUGUCUAUUCCCGUUGCCCCCUUACUUGCAGAUGAUUCAACUAAACAGUGGUUCGAGAACAAGAUGCACCAUUUUCUAAACCCAAGAUUCGUUCAAACAAUACCAUAUUUAACCACUUCUACCCCGUGGAACUUGCGAUUCAGCGUUUCCGAAACGAGCGAUAUGUAUAGAGACUCGUGGGCAUCCAAGAUUGACGUUAAUGAAAAGUAUACAUAUAAUGAGGCUGAAUUGCAUUUAAUAAGCAAAGCAGUAGCGUAUUCAGCAAACCUAUUAAACAAAUUGAUUGCUCCAGUUGACUUUAAUGAAUUGUUCAAAAACUCGGGUAAAACAAACGAUAGACAGAAUGAAGAACCCAGCAGUAUGAAUGGUGGCAUCGCUAAUAAUUUUAACCUGAAGCGGGUGCUUUCUUUCGAACAAAGAUUGUUUGUGUGGCUUGCGUCAUCGAGAUUUGCUAGAGUGAUAGAGAUCAUGAAUAAAAUCGAACGUCAUUGGGAAGGAUUAGAUGACCAGACUUUUCAUCAAGAAAGGAAAGACAGCACAAUAAAAAUUUAG